This is a messenger RNA of Entamoeba invadens IP1, 477 nucleotides long. RefSeq lists its product as hypothetical. The coding region runs from base 1 to 477 and encodes 158 amino acids. Gene Ontology annotation, molecular function: monosaccharide binding; glucosamine 6-phosphate N-acetyltransferase activity. Gene Ontology annotation, biological process: UDP-N-acetylglucosamine biosynthetic process. NCBI's taxonomy places the organism in Eukaryota, Evosea, Mastigamoebida, Endamoebidae. Gene Ontology annotation, cellular component: endoplasmic reticulum; Golgi apparatus; endoplasmic reticulum-Golgi intermediate compartment. The record is from RefSeq and is a predicted model, not a curated record. The transcript is spliced from 2 exons.
AUGUCUGUUAUCACGACAGUCUCAUACAAAUUCCCAUCAUUCAGUGGCCUUGACUUUCGUUUCUUAGAGCUUGGAGACUAUCAGAAAGGCUUUACUCAUUUAUUAGCAGAGCUUACUUCAUGUCAAAUGACUGAAGACGAGUUCAAGACCUUUUUUGAAGAGAUGCGAGUUAUUAACCGCCAUCUUGUGGUAGUAGCGGAAGAUCCCAAGACCACCAAAAUAGUCGCUUGUGCCACUUUAUUAGUAGAACGCAAAUUCAUUCAUUGUGGUGGGUUAGUCGGUCAUAUAGAAGAUGUUGCUGUUUCUAUCAAUUAUCGAGGACGGGGAAUAGGUAAGUCCUUAAUAACAUGUCUCGAGGAUUUAGCGCGAGCGACCAAGUGUUACAAGAUUGUCUUAGAUUGUUCCAACACGGUGAAAGGGUUUUAUGAGAAGUGUGGUAUUCAGUUUAAAGACAAUUGUAUGGCUGUUUACCUUUAA